Penicillium mononematosum is the source of this 1053-nucleotide messenger RNA. Its product is annotated as FMN-binding negative transcriptional regulator. The coding region runs from base 1 to 1053 and encodes 350 amino acids. Lineage: Eukaryota; Fungi; Ascomycota; Eurotiomycetes; Eurotiales; Aspergillaceae. The record is from RefSeq and is a predicted model, not a curated record. The transcript has a single exon.
AUGCACCUACGUCCUGAUCAUGCAGUCCGAGACCUCCCAACCCUCCAUGCCUUCAUCAAACAACACCCACUAGGCGUCCUCACCACUUCUCUCCCUUCGGAGAAUCACCCGACCCUCCAAUGCAGCCACAUCCCCUGGGUGUUGGACAGUGAAACGACCCUCGAACCCGAGUUCGCAAAGGAAGCAAAAGUAGCCGAUGACAACACCCCCGCACCGCCACAUCCCUCCAUGGGAGUCCUCCGCGGCCACAUCGCGCGCCAAAACCCGCAAAGCAAAGCAAUGGUAGAAUAUGCCUCUGAAUACAGCACCAAAACAACCAGUAUCCCGGGCGCAUUUCCUAUAACAAGUUUUGUAGAAGAACCAGCGACAUCAACAGGCCACACUCUCCCUGGUGAGGUCUUAAUUGUCUUCACCAGCCCAGUAGACCACUACAUCACCCCGAACUUCUACACAGAGUCCAAACCCGCCACGGGCAGGGUUGCUCCGACGUGGAAUUACGCCGCGGUGCAGGUCUACGGUCGGGCGACUAUAUACCACGACACGAAAGACGAGCAGACCGAGCUAUUUCUACGACAACAGCUGGGUGAUCUAGCCCGGCUUGGAGAGGAAGGAGUGAUGGGAUUUCCAGAUGAGUCUGGGUUGGGUCCGGUAUCUGAUGUCAAACACAGGGAAGAUGGAAGUGGAAUUGAGAAUGGGGAUGGGGAUCCACCCCAAAAUCAGAACAAGAACUGGAGCCCAGAUCGAGGCCUGAGUCAGGGGGCGAAGAGGGCGACCGGAGCUAGCGGGUAUGAUGACGGCUCGGCACUACCUACCCCGACACCGAGACCGGCUUGGAAAAUCAGCGAUGCGCCACCAGAGUAUAUUGCUGUGCUUUUGAAGAAUAUUGUUGGGAUGAGGGUUGAAAUCACGCGGAUCGAGGGCCGGUUUAAGGUUAGCCAGGAACGGCCAGUGAACGAUCGGGUUGGUGUUGUUGAGGGGUUGAAGAGGAUGGGUGGAACGGCGAGGGAGAUGGCGGAGUUUGUGAGGAGAGGGAAGGUUUUGCCUGGGCACUGA